Messenger RNA from Octodon degus (degu), 2369 nucleotides. It is a transcript of the gene Rdx, whose product is annotated as radixin. The transcript is spliced from 15 exons. The coding region runs from base 65 to 1840 and encodes 591 amino acids. The record is from RefSeq and is a predicted model, not a curated record. Gene Ontology annotation, molecular function: actin binding; cell adhesion molecule binding. Gene Ontology annotation, cellular component: microvillus; adherens junction; apical part of cell. Gene Ontology annotation, biological process: positive regulation of early endosome to late endosome transport; regulation of cell shape; positive regulation of protein localization to early endosome. Lineage: Eukaryota; Metazoa; Chordata; Mammalia; Rodentia; Octodontidae.
AAGGUGACAACAGGACUUAUACACGUGAAGAGUUUUUUAAAAGACUGACAGAAAAGGAAGGAAAAUGCCGAAACCAAUCAACGUAAGAGUAACUACGAUGGAUGCUGAGUUGGAAUUUGCCAUUCAGCCUAAUACAACUGGGAAACAGCUUUUUGACCAGGUGGUAAAAACAGUUGGUUUGCGUGAGGUCUGGUUUUUUGGCCUGCAGUAUGUUGAUAGCAAAGGUUAUUCUACAUGGCUUAAGCUAAAUAAAAAGGUAACACAGCAAGAUGUUAAAAAAGAGAAUCCUUUACAGUUCAAGUUUAGAGCUAAAUUCUUUCCUGAAGAUGUUUCUGAAGAAUUAAUUCAAGAGAUAACCCAAAGACUUUUCUUCUUGCAAGUUAAAGAAGCCAUCUUAAACGAUGAGAUAUAUUGCCCCCCAGAAACUGCGGUUCUUUUGGCUUCCUAUGCUGUCCAAGCCAAAUACGGAGAUUAUAAUAAAGAGAUUCAUAAACCAGGCUACCUGGCUAAUGAUCGGCUACUACCGCAGCGUGUCCUGGAACAGCACAAACUGACAAAAGAACAAUGGGAAGAAAGAAUACAAAACUGGCACGAGGAACACAGAGGAAUGCUAAGGGAAGAUUCAAUGAUGGAAUACUUGAAGAUUGCACAAGAUCUAGAAAUGUAUGGUGUCAACUAUUUUGAAAUAAAAAAUAAAAAGGGCACUGAGUUGUGGCUGGGUGUUGACGCUUUGGGCCUGAAUAUUUAUGAGCAUGAUGACAAGUUAACACCUAAAAUUGGCUUUCCCUGGAGUGAAAUCAGAAAUAUUUCAUUUAAUGACAAAAAAUUUGUUAUAAAGCCAAUAGAUAAAAAGGCACCUGAUUUUGUUUUUUAUGCACCUCGUUUGAGAAUCAAUAAGCGGAUCUUGGCCUUGUGUAUGGGGAACCAUGAGCUGUACAUGCGAAGAAGGAAGCCCGACACCAUUGAGGUCCAGCAGAUGAAGGCGCAGGCCAGGGAGGAGAAGCACCAGAAGCAGCUGGAGAGGGCACAAUUAGAGAAUGAAAAGAAGAAAAGAGAAAUAGCAGAAAAGGAAAAGGAAAGAAUAGAACGUGAAAAGGAAGAGCUAAUGGAACAAUUAGAAGAGCAGACUCGAAAAGCUCUAGAAUUGGAUCAGGAACGAAAGCGAGCAAAAGAAGAAGCGGAACGACUAGAAAAGGAACGCCGAGCCGCUGAAGAGGCCAAGUCCGCCAUCGCAAAGCAAGCUGCCGACCAGCUGAAGAACCAGGAGCAGCUGGCAGCAGAACUUGCUGAAUUCACUGCCAAGAUUGCACUUCUAGAAGAAGCCAAGAAGAAGAAGGAAGAGGAAGCUACUGAGUGGCAACACAAAGCUUUUGCAGCCCAAGAGGACUUGGAAAAGACCAAAGAAGAGUUAAAGACUGUCAUGUCUGCCCCGCCUCCCCCUCCGCCACCGCCGCCGGUCGUUCCUCCCACAGAAAACGAGCACGAUGAGCAGGACGAGAACAGCGCUGAGGCCAGCGCCGAGUUGUCCAGUGAAGGUGUGAUGAACCACAGGAGUGAGGAGGAGCGCGUCACGGAGACCCAGAAGAACGAGCGUGUGAAGCAGCAGCUGCAGGCACUAAGUUCAGAGUUAGCCCAAGCCAGAGAUGAAACCAAGAAAACACAGAAUGAUGUUCUUCAUGCUGAGAAUGUUAAAGCCGGCCGUGACAAGUACAAGACUCUUCGACAGAUUCGACAAGGCAAUACGAAGCAGCGUAUUGAUGAGUUUGAAGCAAUGUGGGGACCCAAACUGUAUGCGUUAUUCCAGAUGCGCUCCUGCCAAAGCAGCAUCAAGCAAAUGUAACAGGACAAAGGCUCCCUCUCUCUCGGUCCCUGGCGAUGGACACACGGCGAACUUUAGGAUAAGGAUAUACGGAGAUGGUCCUGUGUUUUGAAUGUGCGCGCCCCAAAGUCUGGAAUCACCGCGGGAGCCUGAAGGGCGAUUCUUCCCGCUCUGUGGCUCCUGCUGACGGCCCCUCCUCAUCUCCUGGCUGUUGGGUGUCCCUUUCUUGCUAGUUUCUCUUUCUGAACCCCUCCUGAUUGCCUCUCCUGGGGACAGACUUUAGGAAGAUGACCCAGGACUUGGGACUUCUGCACGGCUCCCUGCGGUCCCAAGGCAUCGUCCCCAACACACGCCUGAAGGCAUCAGCUUCCAAGAGCCCACUUUCUUCUGCAUGACCGGAUUGUAAGGAGGAAUCUAAGGAGAGAAGUCUCUCGAGUUUUUCAUUUGAACAAAGUGGCUGCGACUGAUGCUUAGCUUUGACCUGAGAGCGGGACCGGUGGUGUCUAGCCGUUCCCAUGUGCUCUUCUGUGGCAUUUGCAGAAAUAAAUGC